Messenger RNA from Strongylocentrotus purpuratus (purple sea urchin), 1125 nucleotides. RefSeq lists its product as uncharacterized. The coding region runs from base 74 to 1069 and encodes 331 amino acids. The transcript is spliced from 3 exons. NCBI's taxonomy places the organism in Eukaryota, Metazoa, Echinodermata, Echinoidea, Camarodonta, Strongylocentrotidae. The record is from RefSeq and is a predicted model, not a curated record.
UGUAAAGUUCGAGGGAUCUACUUUAACUGCCGACGUGACGAGUGGACUAUGGUCUUGUCUGGGGUCAUUUUCGAUGCUUCGUACUCUCACCAUCUCAGACUCCUCUCUCAGUUUCUCUCCAUCUCCUCCUGAGCUUCCAUCCGUAACAAAGCUAUCAGCCAAGAGAGUGACGUCACAAAGCUAUGAAGGUUUGUUCUCAUCGCUCCCUGGCUUGACAGAUAUCGAUAUAGAUGUCGAUGAUGCAGAGAGAGACAUACCUCAGAUCACGGCUUGUCUGCGUCGGACCGGAGGACAGCAGCUCACACGCAUCGAGCUUACAGCAGUGUCAUCACUCCUAUCAGAGAAGAGCAGUGUAUCGAGAGAGACGAUGAGAGGCUUGGGUCUACUGAUCAGAGAACAAACCAAGAACCUGCAGCGGCUAGAUCUGAGAUGGGUGAAGUGCUCGGACGAAGACUUGGUUGAAAUUGCCGAGUCGUCAACCUUUCUGAAAGCAUUGGAUAGUCUUCAUUUACAGUCUCUUGAUGGUGAAUGUUUCGAAUACGAUCGAGAAUCGGGUUUCCAGGUAAAGAAAUGUCGGCUAUCUACUGAGAUGACUGCCAGAAUGUGGUCCUGUCUCAGAUCCUUCACCUCACUGGACCAUCUCACCAUCUCAGACUCCUCUCUCAGUUUUCCCCCAUCUCCUCCUGAGCUUCUAUCCAUCACAAAGCUGUCAGCUAAGAGAGUGACGUCACAAAGCUAUGAAGGUCUGCUCUCAUCGCUUCCCGGCUUGAUAGAUAUCGAUAUUACUAUCGAUGAUGCAGAGAGAGACAUACCUCAGAUCACGGCUGGUCUUCGUCGGACCGGAGGACAGCAGCUCACACACAUCAACCUUAGAGCACCGCCAUCACUCCCAUCAGAGAAGAACAGAGUAUCGAGAGAGACGAUGAGAGGCUUCGGUCUACUGAUCAGAGAACAAACCAAUAACCUGCAGCGGCUAGAUCUGAGAAGGGUGAAGUGCACAGACGAAGAAGACUUGGUUUACCUCAUCGAGUGCUGCAGACAUGUGAAGACGAUGUCAUGCGUGUGGUAGGUUCUUGUUCAAAUCGUGUAUAAGAUAGAUUAAAAUCCUACUAGAUUAUUCUAUUC